GCAGCCAGCACCAUCGGCUGGAGACGAAGAAGAAGAAGAAGAGGAGGCGGCGAGCGCGGGGGAAGGCGAAAAAGAAAAAGAAGGGGAGAGGGCUGCCAGCAGCUCCGGGACCGACGCGCGUACCAGCCCCGGAGACCGGCUCGGGCGCGUCUGAGGCGCCGCCCGACUCUCGAGCCCAGGAGGCGGCGGCGGGCCGGGGCUGCGCGCCGGGGCCGGACCAUGGAGCGCGGGCUGCACCUCGGCGCGGCCGCCGCGGGCGAAGACGACCUCUACCUGCACAAGAGCCUGAGCGCCUCCGCCGCCAAGCGCUUGGAGGCGGCUUUCCGCUCCACGCCCCCGGGCAUGGACCUGUCCCUGGCACCGCCGCCCCGGGAGCGCCCGGCGUCCUCCUCGUCGUCGCCCCUCGGCUGCUUCGAGCCGGCUGACCCCGAGGGGGCAGGGCUGCUGCUGCCGCCGCCCGGGGGAGGCGGCGGCGCGGGAGGCGGCGGCGGCGGCGGGGUGGGCGUCCCCGGGCUGCUCGUGGGCUCCGCCGGCGUGGGGGGCGACCCCAGCCUGAGCAGCCUGCCGGCCGGGGCGGCCCUGUGCCUCAAAUACGGCGAGAGCGCCGGCCGGGGCUCGGUGGCCGAGAGCAGCGGCGGCGAGCAGAGCCCCGACGACGACAGCGACGGCCGCUGCGAGCUGGUGCUGCGGCCCGGAGGCAGCGACCCGCGGGCCUCCCCGGGCGCGGGAGGCGGCGGCACCAAGGCGGCCGAGGGCUGCUCCAACGCCCUCCUCCACGGCGGCGCCGGCGCCCCCCCGGGGGCCCCGAGCAGCGGCGGCGGCGCGGGUAGCGGCGGCGGCGGCGGCGGGGGCAGCGGCGGCAGCAAGAAAUCCAAAGAGCAGAAGGCGCUGCGGCUCAACAUCAACGCCCGCGAGCGCCGGCGGAUGCACGACCUGAACGACGCGCUGGACGAGCUGCGCGCGGUGAUCCCCUACGCGCACAGCCCCUCGGUGCGGAAGCUCUCCAAGAUCGCCACGCUGCUGCUCGCCAAGAACUACAUCCUCAUGCAGGCGCAGGCCCUGGAGGAGAUGCGGCGCCUCGUCGCCUACCUCAACCAGGGCCAGGCCAUCUCCGCCGCCUCCCUGCCCAGCUCCGCGGCGGCGGCGGCCGCGGCCGCUGCCCUGCACCCGGCGCUUGGCGCCUACGAGCAGGCGGCCGGAUACCCGUUCAGCGCCGGGCUGCCCCCGGCCGCCUCCUGCCCGGAGAAGUGCGCCCUGUUCAAUAGCGUCUCCUCCAGCCUCUGCAAACAGUGCACGGAGAAGCCUUAAACAUCCCCCCCCACCCACCCACCACCACCACCACCACCACCACCCCGCCCCGAAAAACACCAGACCGACCCCAAAGCUAGAGGACAGUGCACAGCUGCUCACCACCCCUUUUAUUUGGUCCUCUCGUAGUUGUGAAGCACUUGCAGAACAGACAAAGCGGAGGCGAGAACUGAGAAGUAUCAGAGACACUCGGGACUUCUGGCCUCGACAACCCCAGAAUCUUGGUCUUUGGGGUGGGGAGUGAGGUGAAGUUGGUAUGGAGGAUAGAUGUCUUUAUUUUUUCCUCGGAAAAGUGGCAACUUUGGUGGCAGCCUAGACCACGAGGAAGCAGUUUGCCUUUAAGGUUAAAAAACAAGUUGAGAAAUAGUCGUUAUUAAGUGUGGAGGGUAUUCCAGGGCAAAAUAGUAAUCCUACUGAUAAUUGUGAAAUUGGCUAGUGCUGAGGGGGAAAGGAGGAGUCCGGGGUUGGGUGGCUUGUGGGACGGAAUAUUCAUUCAGACAAAUCAGAAAGGGCACUUGAAAAUAAAUUUUGAUUCUGAGCCAGGAGAAAAACUUGAAAUGUAGAUUUAUUUAAGUGAAAAAAAACAAAAAACAAAAACAACAGAAAGAGACACGUUGCUAUGAAAGACUUGUAUUUUUUAUUGUCUCUGAACUUUAAUCCUGUGAAAAUGCUCAAAAGUUUUGGCAAGAGUGAUAUAAAGAAACUGACUGUGGCUGAAAGAAAUUGCAUUUAAAAAUAUUUAUGUGCACCUUGUUACUUUCCACUCUGCAAUGAUGUAUUAACGAUUCAUGGUAUUUAUUUGUUAUUCAUCAAUGACCUUUCCACAUCAACAGUAUUUAUCAUAUGUUAAGGUCAUGGGGUCUUAUGUGCAGAUUUUUUUUAAUGCCUCUAAAAUUCUGUUUUAUAGAUUAACUUAUAUUGUGUGCCAAGUGUUUAAAAGGGUUUAUUUGCCAACAAGUAUGAAGAGACAUAUUGAUGUAUCUGAGCUGCUUAGGUUUAUCAAAGGUCACCUGGAUAUCUUCAGUUGCAUCAUCCCUGUAUUUAAAUUGAGCUUUAAUAAAUUGCUUCAGUCCAAAAAUUACAGGAAAGGUGUAUUCUUAAUUGAUGAAUGAAUUGAUCUCUUUUUUUGUCCAAAAGGGAACUCUUUUGCAUUCUAAAAAGGAAAGACAUCACAGCAAUAGAUCCUAUAAGUAAGAACAUGCUAAACAAAUACUUUUUCCAGGCUGUGCUGUGCAUUUUUAAAAGGUCUAAUUUAAUUGCUUUUAAUAUAUGUGUACAUAUAUAAGUUAUUUUAACUGUGGAGAAUUAUUUAAGUUGAAAGACUGGUUUGAUUUGCCUAUGGUGUGAUAUUCUUUGUUAUUUUUCUAAAAAACAAUUAAAAAGAAAUAAAAUAAAACUAAGGAAGAGCAAGAAGCUAUUUACCCAAAGCGAGCUUUCAGUUUUAGUUUGCAUGGCUGUUUGCCUGCCUUUCUAGCCUACGAAAAUCCAGAAAACCUUUUUUAAAAAAUGGAGUCCUGCUAUUUUCCACUCCUUGCAGAUAAUACAAAUUCAGUUUGUCAGGUUGGAUGGUGAGUGGGGAGUUGUGAUGGAUCUCUUGGCGGGUUUUGGAUGUGUAAAGAAUGAUAUAUAUAUUAAAUAGGUCAAUCAGACUAUGACAGCUAUGUACGACCAUUUGUAUGUGUAUCUAUGUCAGAAAGAAUCUUUAUUAAAAUAUUUUGAUCAAACA
Molecule: messenger RNA, 3034 nt
Organism: Cervus elaphus (red deer)
Lineage: Eukaryota; Metazoa; Chordata; Mammalia; Artiodactyla; Cervidae
Gene: BHLHE22
Product: basic helix-loop-helix family member e22
Exons: 1
Coding region: 220-1308 (362 amino acids)
Molecular function (GO): protein dimerization activity
Source: RefSeq, a predicted model, not a curated record